AAGCUCCGCUCAACAUCACUGCUCUCCAGUUAUGCCGGCAAUCAGGUGAUUUCACUUUACGCUUAGAGACAACCAAAAAAAUGGACACAGACAACAAUGUCUGUUAGGAGCGGUCGGCGUUAAUCGAUGCUGACUUCAAAUGCGGACUCCGGCAGUGACAUUGCUUAGAACAUAUCAAAGCUACACAGCGUUACGCAGAGCGGAGUGGUUGUCGAUUACUUCCAUCAAAGCAGUUGUGUCUUCUUCUGAUCUUCCUCUCGGUCAGGCUGAAACCGACCUGUCUUUACGGAGGUUUGUUGGGGUUCAAUCAUGCCAGUCAAGGCUUGAGUCCUCCGCGGUAACAGCAGCCCACUGACAGCCAGAGACACCCCAGAGGUCCGACAACAGAGGGAUCACACAUCACCCGCCAUGGCGACACAGCCCUGGGCCGGUGCCGCCGCCGCCGCCGGCCGCUGCGCUCCCAGCGCGGAGGACUUCCCGUCGGCUCCCCGGGGCGUAGUCAGCCCCCCCAGCCUCGAGAAGCUGUCGUGCGCUUCUCAGAGUGCGGGCCACGUCGGAGACACGGAGCCCAUCUCCUACGUGACUCUCCAGGAGCAGCGCUGCGUCCUGAGCUGGUUCCAGGGUUGGACCGCCGGCCAGAGGGAGCACUUCUUGCAGGACCUGCUUGGGAAAGCUGUGCCCGGCAAAGUGUGCACCCUCCUGGAUUCACUCAGUACUCUUCAGGUUAAAGACAAACUACCAAACAUCUUUGAAUGCCAGCUGCGCCUCUGGAGCCAGUGGUUCGAGUCCUGGGGAGAAGAGGAGAGGAAUCAUUUCCUACACAUCCUGGAGGAGAGGGAUCCAGCGUUUGUUUCCCACUUCUACAGCAGCGUAGCCGGUACAGCAGGAAGAGACUGAGCAACGUCCGCACAUGUGAUAGAAGAGCGGGUGAAUGUUACAGGAAACAAAGCGAGAGGUGACAUGUGGCGAGGAGGAGUGUGUAUUAGACCCGAGAGUUCUCUGUUUUCUUUUCUUUUCAGAGAAAAUGUUUGAUGAUGGUGAACCGUUUGAUUUGAAUAGCAGAAUCGAUCAUUCAGUACAAGCAAGAUUUUUUUAUUCUGUCAUAUAUAAUACUUUUUAAAAACUAUAUACUAGGUUCAUAACUUUUUGUUUAAUUGGUGGAGGGUUGCCAUUUACUGACCCAGUGGUAUCUUGAAAUAAACAGGUUUCACAUCUUGGUGUGAGAAAACUAAAAA
This is a messenger RNA of Scophthalmus maximus (turbot), 1235 nucleotides long. RefSeq names its product chromosome 5 C14orf119 homolog (gene c5h14orf119). The transcript is spliced from 2 exons. The coding region runs from base 409 to 897 and encodes 162 amino acids. Lineage: Eukaryota; Metazoa; Chordata; Actinopteri; Pleuronectiformes; Scophthalmidae. The record is from RefSeq and is a predicted model, not a curated record.